ACCAAAAUAUUAUUAAAUAAGCAAUUGAUCGGCAGAAAUGCCACGAUCCCCAAGAAGCUCUCAUUUGACCAAUUGACUGGAGCUUCAGCGACAGUGAACUCAGAUUUCCGUAAGUUCUCAGUGAAAGCAGCUAUGGAUGAUUUCAGAUCCAAAUCAUGCGGGAAUGGAAUGAUGCAGAUAGAGAGCUACUACGGCAAUGGCUCGGGGCCCACUUCCUUCGGCGGCAUCAAUGGAAUGCAAGAUCUCAGGUGUUACAGUGCGUCCUCUGCGUCUUCGGUGCAGUCGCCGACCCAAACCCAGAUGGGCAACUAUGGCGAUAGGUUCAAGAAGGGCAAGUCCACAAAUGGGUAUGCUUCGAAAAGCUGGAGCUUUAAUGAUCCGGAGCUGCUGAGAAAGAAGAGGGUCGCUAGCUAUAAGGUUUAUACUGUGGAAGGCAAGCUCAAAGGCUCUCUCAGGAAGAGCUUCAGGUGGGUCAAGGAAACCUGCAACAGAGUGGUCUAUGGGCGGUAAAUCAUUUUUCUGAAAUGCUUAUCAGCAGUCAAAAGGCCAUUUACCAUGGGAAGACCUCCUAGUUCAAGACUAUAUAUUCUUACUCUCCGAUUGACCUCAAAACACCAACCAAGCUCUUCAUAGCUUCAAGUUUCAUGGUUGCCAAUUGAGGCGGUAAUAAUGUGGUGGAAUGUGGCAACACCAGGAGGGACACCAUGGGCAGUUUUAAGAAGGCCAUUUACCGCCCUCAUCCACCAAAAAGUUUCAGAAAAACUCAAGAACAAAAUUACUAGUAUUCUCAAGAAUUUUAAAUCCAAAGAGUAAACUUUCCCAGUAAAUCAGAGAAAAAAAAAAUCAAAAAUUUUUUUAAAAAAUACACUGUUCACCACUUCACUGACUACAAAUCCCAAACCCACCUCCAAAAAACUCAGAAUUACCUAGACCCACUCUCUAUUUCUCUCUUUCUCUUC
Prunus avium (sweet cherry) is the source of this 959-nucleotide messenger RNA. The record is from RefSeq and is a predicted model, not a curated record. NCBI's taxonomy places the organism in Eukaryota, Viridiplantae, Streptophyta, Magnoliopsida, Rosales, Rosaceae.